AUGAAACGACAUAGUCGUCCUUCCGUCCCUGCAUUCAUCGGCGCGCUAAUCGUGUUCAGCAUGCUGGCGGGCUUAGCACUGAAGAUGCUGAGAAUCACUUCAUAUCCAGUUCUAUUUGCGCACACAACCUUGGAUGACUCGCAGUCUCCCUCUAACAUCACCUCAGAACAGGGCGGGUCUCCAGAGGUCGAUCCCGAGCUCGACGCUCUCCGCCACAUAGUUUCUCAAACAAAAGGGUUUUAUGCACGCGACUACAGCCUCUGGUUAGGCUGGAAUAAUAUGCGAUACAUCAUCGAGGCAGCUGUCCUCCACGGACGUAUUCUAAACCGUACUACAAUCAUACCCUCUUACGUCUAUGCUCGUGCCUGCGAAUUCGACAAGUACGGGGAUGCAACCGGCAAAGACGAAUGGCGCCAACUCCCCAUGGAAAAACAAAUGGCCUGGAGAAUACCCGUGUCUCUCAUGUUCAACUUAACCCAUCUACGUGAGACACAUGCAGUCAUCACAGUAUCUGAUUAUCUCCGCUUGCACAACAUUUCGGUCGAUGUGGAAACCACCAGCGGACAUUGGGAUACCGAUUUAUACCACCGCGGCGUCAACAUCUUCUCUGAUAGCAAGGUGGAACCCAGCCUCUACGUUAUCAAGAAUGAGUGGUAUGACGCCGGCGUUAUUCGGGUUGAUCAGCUGCCACGAACUAUGCGAGAGAGGGGGAGAUGGAACAUCACUCAUGGACAAGUCGGGUCUUGGGCUACCACAGAGGAAACCCCUCUUUCAAAGGCGUUGCAUGAUGCAAUGACAUCCGGCACAUCGGUUCUCGAUUGGGACACUGUCCUCAUAGUUGUAGGAGAUAAUUAUGACCCGAUUGAGACCGAGUCAUCAUCUGCUGGUGGUAUCGCAAGUACAUUGGAAGAGAAUGGCUGGGAAGUGCUUUAUACUUACGGCGGCGUCUGUGGCUCAGACGCAACGAAAGAUGUCGUGGUUCCAAUCCGACAAGCAGCCCCGCGAAGCCUACUGCGUGGACUGUACGAAGACUUUGGGUUCAUAGAGCAAGAUGUACUUCUCCUCCGAGGUGAGGUCCAUUUGGGACGGAAGCCGGGUGCCCUCAAGUUCACCACCCUUGAAAGUCGAGAGAGAUACACGCAAGCAGUCCUAUAUGACUUUCGUCUCACAGACAAUGUGAUUGAGCUGGCGGAUCAGCUGUCUAACCGCAUGGUCGAGAAGGUUGGCGGACGGAUGUGGAUGGGAGCUCAUAUGCGACGGGGAGAUUUUGCGACGUUGCAAUGGACUAUGGAACCGAGUUUCGAAGCUCAUCUCGCCCGGAUCAAGCGCCAUCUACGCGACGGACGUGAUAUCCUACAUUUUGUGCAUCGCGGGCCUCUCUAUACCUACAAGAUUCCUCUUGGUCAAGCCGAUCGCACGCCUCUACUUCUAGAUCCUCCUGCAGAUCAUGACCAAUUCUACAUCGCCACUGACGAACGCGAUCCCACGAACCUCACAUACCUGCGCGAUCAAGGUGCCGUUUUAAUCUCGGACCUGUUAACGAUAGACGAUCGCCGAACCUUUGGAUGGUCCCUGAUGCUCACCGACGUCCUCAGUGUGGUUGAGCAAGCAACUCUUGCCCACGCAGCAUACUUCUAUGCUCAUGCGCACAGUUCGGUAGCCGGCGGUGUCGUAAAUCUUCGUGCUUCUCAUGGAGCAGAUCCACGAACUGCGUUGCUGGAGACCUGA
Suillus subaureus is the source of this 1728-nucleotide messenger RNA. RefSeq lists its product as uncharacterized. The transcript is spliced from 7 exons. NCBI's taxonomy places the organism in Eukaryota, Fungi, Basidiomycota, Agaricomycetes, Boletales, Suillaceae. Bases 1 to 1728 code for a protein of 575 amino acids. The record is from RefSeq and is a predicted model, not a curated record.